UUUCCAUCCCAUCCCUUGCCAAGAAAGAAGAAAAAAAAAAGGGUCUCAAAACAAGAGUUUCAGACUCCUCCGUCAAACACAGAGAGAGAGAGAGAGAGAGAGAGAGAGAGAGAGUGUGUUUCAGAGAUAUGGGCAAUAGCUUAAGAUGUUGUUUGGCUUGUGUUCUUCCUUGUGGAGCCCUAGACUUGAUCCGUGUAGUUCAUUUGAGUGGCUACGUAGAGGAAAUAACACAUCCAAUCACAGCUGGUGAGAUCCUUAAGGCUAACCCUAAUCAUCUUCUAAGCAAACCAUCCUCUCAAGGAGUUGUCCGUAGAAUCCUAAUCCUCUCGCCAGAAUCCGAGCUCAAAAGAGGCAGCAUAUACUUCCUUAUUCCCUCGUCUUCAUUGCCGCCGGAGAAGAAAAAGAUCGUGGGCAACAAUAUUACCGGCAAGAAGUACUCUUCAUCAAUGAAGAGCAGAAAAUGCAGCACUUAUGAUACAUCUGAUUGCGAUUACUUAACAGAUACAAUCUCCUCAAAUAAUAAAUCCUCACGUAGAGAUCGCCGGACCUGUCGUCUUGGAGUGUGGCGGCCUCAUCUAGAGAGCAUCUCCGAAGACUAAAAUUUUUUCCGGUGCCGGACGUCUACGUCUCGUGUAAUAGCCGAAGCGAUACAAUUAUAUGCAAUGGGGGCUUUUUUUAAUGUACGUGGCGAAAUUAUAGGACAAAAAGAGAGAUUAAUAUUUGUACUUUGUUUAAUUUGGACCAAACAGGAUUUGUAUUCUCUCCAAGAAAAUUGUAAAGUAAAUAUGUUGCGUCUCUGGUAA
This is a messenger RNA of Hevea brasiliensis (rubber tree), 803 nucleotides long. RefSeq lists its product as uncharacterized. The transcript has a single exon. The record is from RefSeq and is a predicted model, not a curated record. Bases 129 to 599 code for a protein of 156 amino acids. NCBI's taxonomy places the organism in Eukaryota, Viridiplantae, Streptophyta, Magnoliopsida, Malpighiales, Euphorbiaceae.